Molecule: messenger RNA, 1378 nt
Organism: Aspergillus welwitschiae
Lineage: Eukaryota; Fungi; Ascomycota; Eurotiomycetes; Eurotiales; Aspergillaceae
Exons: 1
Coding region: 636-800 (54 amino acids)
Source: RefSeq, a predicted model, not a curated record
ACCGGCCGUCUCGUUUGUGGAGAAGAAGGAAAGAAAGAGGGUGGGGGGGUUACAAGAUCACUGAAGGAUGCUUUAACUACUGGUCCAUGCAGAUCUCUCUCGGAGUGACAAGGAUGGUCUUGCAUACAUCGUGGCGGGCGCUGCGCCACUGGCUGGGGAAGAUCCGUCCUCUCACAAAAGGCGAUCAGAACCCCUUCCCCUCAUACGUCUGAUGAUGCUAUUUUUAAGAAAUGAAGAUGCCUACGACGAUCUGAUAUCGAAGGAUUUGGUUUUAUGAUAAUCACUCCCGUUUAGAUGUGACGUAGACGAUAAGUUCCUUUUUUUGUGGUUCGCGAUUGUGGCCGUGCUUUGCAGGCAACAAUACCAACAAUAACCAACACCGACUAACAAUUAACAACAAUAACAAACAGUCUCAGCUUGAUAUGCGCGCCGGCUAACUAGGUUAGUAGUUUUAAUUUGCUGGCAAACUAAACGAGGCAGGGAGCGAUUCGCCCCGUCCAGGCAUCUUGGGCGUGAAUUGUCGCCUAUGCAAGGGAUGGGCGGCAGAUAUCUUGACGUUGACACGGGAAGGGCGAUUGUCACGACAGGGAUCAAGAGGGAGGGUGAGGAAAAGAUCUAUCUCUUCGAUCAGCAGUAUGCAGCUUAAGCAUUACUACUGGUUAGAAUGUAUGAUCUCUUGCCUGUCAGACGUGGGAAGAUCCCGUCCGAGUGGAUCAGGGUUGGCAUACUUGGUACAAACAACCCUGUCAGUAAGCAGUAGAACUAUUCUUUUUCCUUUCCUUUUCUGUUUUGCUUUUUGACAUUAGCGUGGAAGGCAGGUAAAGCGUCUCAGCCUUCAUUAUUAUUAUUAUUUUUCUCUCAUUGCCUCGUGUUGGGAAUUGGUUUUCCGAGGAUUUCAUUUGCCUUGGGCCCAGAGCGCUUAAGCAGGUUCUUUGCCUGACGGAACGCCGGGCUUGGGAUUGGGCAAGAAACGCUACCGGAGUUAUGCUUGCUGGGUACCUAAGGUACCUAUCACCUACCAGUAGAUACCUCUUUCCUCCACCUGCCACGCAGGAGUGAUAGAAGGUAUACUACGCUCUACGUUGUGAUGUAUACACUAGAAACCCGAAGAAUGAACCAAAAACCCCCUCCUCCAAACACAGCAACAACCGGCAUGUCCGAGGGGUUUGUAAGGCAGAUCCCAUGACUUCCGAGACGCCACAGUGGGAAUUACCGAAACCGGCAAUGUGGCUGGGGGGAAAGGCAGACCACGUGCUGGAGAGCCCUGAUUGGCAGGCAGCAAUGAGGCAUGCAACCCGACGGGGAUUGUGGCGGAUGGGGCCUUGUCGAAGCUGAGCAAAGAAAUUAAGGGAAGUAAAGAGAGAAGCCGACCUCUGGU